GCAGAGAGUGGGGGCGCACGGUGUACGGGAUAUCCGAGUACACUGGCUAUCUGACCAAGCAGUCUGAUUGCAGGCACACAUUUCGUGUCAUCCGUGUGUUUUCGCCCACCAGGCCAGUGCACCGGCUGUGGAGUCAUCGAAUAUAUUCGCUGCAUUUUAGCCGUAUACCCUGUUUCGAUUCCAUUUGACAGAGAUCGCUACCUGACUGAACUAUGCCAGCGAGAAAAUAAUGCGGAGCGAGACUUCCGUGGCGAGUCCAUCCCAGGUCCACCAAGACAGCGAUAGGGGAUUAUUUUAAAGCGUUUUAUCUGAGGCAUAAACAAACAUCCUUGGGGCUGGGGGUGCAGGGCUAUUUGGGGAACCAGACGCGAUGGCCAAUGCCUCCACAGACCUGGACAACGCUGAGGCCCAGAGACAACUAAACAACAACAACCGGCCGACCAGCACAGGAUUCUGGGAAACUGAAACCACCAGUGCCAAGCUGUUUGAAUGCUCCCGCAUUAAAGCACUUGCAGAUGAGAGAGAUGCAGUUCAGAAGAAGACGUUCACUAAGUGGGUGAACUCCCACCUUGCUCGCGUAUCCUGCCGCAUCUCUGACCUUUACAACGACCUGAGGGACGGCUACAUGCUCACCAGACUCCUGGAGGUUCUGUCUGGGGAACUGCUGCCUCGGCCCACAAGAGGCAGGAUGCGGAUUCACUGUCUAGAGAAUGUAGACAAGGCUCUGCAGUUCCUUAAAGAGCAGAGGGUUCACCUGGAGAAUGUUGGCUCCCAUGAUAUUGUUGAUGGGAACCACCGUCUCACCCUGGGCCUCAUCUGGACCAUCAUCCUACGCUUCCAGAUUCAAGUGAUUAAGAUUGAGACUGAAGACAACAGGGAAACACGCUCAGCUAAGGAUGCUCUUUUGCUUUGGUGUCAGAUGAAAACAGCAGGGUAUCCUGAGGUCAACAUUUACAACUUCACCACAUGCUGGAGGGAUGGACUGGCAUUCAAUGCACUCAUACACCGACACAGGCCUGAUUUGAUAGAGUUUCACAAGUUGACCAGAUCUAAUGCCACACACAACCUCCAGCAAGCCUUCAACAUUGCUGAGCAGAGUCUAGGACUCACUAAGCUACUGGAUCCAGAAGAUGUGAACACAGAGAAUCCUGAUGAGAAGUCCAUUAUUACAUAUGUAGUAUCCUACUAUCAUUACUUCUCCAAAAUGAAAGCUCUUAUAGUGGAGGGCAAAAGAAUUGGAAAGGUCUUGGAUAACGCCAUAGAGGCAGAGAAGAUUAUCCAGCGCUAUGAUGCUCUGGCCUCAGACCUGCUGGAGUGGAUUGAGAGGACCAUCAGCAUCAUCAGUAACCAGAAGUUUGCUAACUCGCUAACAGGCGUACAGCAGCAACUUCAAGCCUUUACGACCUACUGUACCAUCGAAAAGCCUAUCAAGUUCCAAGAGAAAGGAAACCUGGAGGUGCUGCUCUUCACUAUCCAAAGCAAGCUCAGAGCAAAUAACCAAAAGCCAUAUGUGCCUCAUGAUGGGAAACUCAUCUCUGACAUCAACAAGGCAUGGGAGAGGCUAGAGAAGGCAGAGCACGAGAGGGGUGUAGCUCUAAGAAAGGAGCUGAUUCGCCAAGAGAAACUGGAGCUCCUCGCCCAGCGUUUUGAUCACAAGACCACCAUGAGGCAAGCCUGGCUCAACGAGAACCAGCGACUUGUUUCCCAGGAUAACUUUGGCUAUGAUUUGCCUGCUGUGGAGGCAGCCAUGAAGAAGCAUGAGGCAAUUGAGGCAGAUAUUUCAUCCUAUGAGGACCGCAUCAGUGUGGUGGUAGAGCUGGCAGUGGAGAUGGAGGCGGAGGGGUACUACGACAUCCGUCGCAUCCUGGCACGUAAGGAGAACAUCCUGGGACAGUGGGGCCUCCUCAAAGAGCUGGUGGUGGGGCGGAAAGCACGUCUGGAGAAGAACCUGGCACUGCAGAAAACCUUUCAGGAGAUGGUGUACAUGAUUGACUGGAUGGAAGAGAUGCAGGUUAAACUGCUAUCUAAAGACUAUGGAAAACACCUGCUAGAAGUGGAAGACCUGAUCCAGAAACACAACCUGCAAGAGGCUGAUAUCACAGUACAAGCAGAGAGGGUGGAGACACUAAACAUUGCUGCUCUUAAAUUCACCACCAUUGAGGGCUACCAGCCAUGUGAUCCCCAGGUGAUCUGUAAUCGAGUCAACCACGUCAGCACCUGCCUUGAUGAGCUGAAGCAAUUGGCAGCGAAAAGGCGCUCAGAGCUAGAGGAGUCACGGGAGCUCUGGGCCUUCUUCCAGGAAGUGGAGGAGUCCGAGGCCUGGAUUCGUGAAAAGACUUCUAUCCUGGCCACCCAGAGCUGUGGUAAGGACCUGAGUAGUGUCCUGAGGCUUCUGCAGAAACACAAGAGUCUUGCUGGGGAGCUACUGGCCCGCCGCACCCUUCUCCAGCAGACUAUGAAGAAAGGCAAACAGAUCCUGACCCAGAAGAGCUUCAGCAUGGCCGGGAUACAGGACAGGCUGCUGGAGGUCAAAGGAGAGUGGAAGCGUCUGGAGGACCAGGCCACACAGCGGCUUGGCCAGUUACAGGAGGCGCUGGACUUCUUCCAGUUCAGCACGGAGAUGGACGAUUUGCUCGCCUGGCUGCAGGACACCUACAGGCUGGUGUCCAGCGAGGACUUUGGACAUGAUGAGUACUCCACACAGUCACUGCUCAAGAAGCACAGAGGUGUGUGUGAGGACAUCGACAAUCACCAGCUACAUGUGGCGGCCCUGCACAAGCAUGUGGCAGUACUGCCGCUGCAUUUCCGUGAGCUGGAGGAGGUGCAGGCACGCGUGAGCGAGGCUGAACAGCUCUACGCUGAAGUGGCUGAGGUGGCCGUGCUGAGGCAACAGUGGUUGCAUGACGCGUUGGCUGUGUACCACAUGUUCAGCGAGGUGAACGCCUGUGAGGUGUGGAUCGAUGAAAAGGAGCAGUGGCUGAAUAAGAUGGAGGUGCCAGAGAGGCUGGAGGAUGUGGAGGUGGUGGCCCACAGAUUUGAAAGCCUGGACCAGGAGAUGAACAGCCUGAUGGGACGCAUACUGGAUGUCAAUCAAAUAGUGCAGCAACUCCUGGACAGUGGCCAUCCAAGUUCCACUGAGGUCAGAGGCUGUCAGGAUCAUCUUAAUAGCAGGUGGAACCGUAUGGUGGAGCUGGUAGAACAGAAGAAGGAUCAUUUGGACUCCAUCCUGCGCAUCCAGAACUACCUGCUAGAAUGCACAGAGAUCAAGUCCCAGAUCCAGGAUAAGCGGAAAGCUAUCGAUGCCACCCAGUAUGUGGGCAGUGACCUGGGCAGUGUGCUGGCAUUGCAGCGGCGCCUGUCCACCAUGGAGGGCGCUCUAGCCGUCCUAGAGCCCAAACUCAUCCACCUACAGCAGGAAGCAGAGGAGCUGGCCACCUCCCACCCGGACAAGGCUGUGGAGAUCCUGCUGCCCUUUGAGGGCAUAAGCGUAGAGUGGGAGGAGCUGAAACGGACCCUGCAGGGCUGUGAGGACUCGCUCACAGUUGCCGGUCGCCUGCAGCAGUUCAUCCAAGACCUGGAUUCUUUCCUCACAUGGCUGGUGCAGACGCAGACGGCGGCGGCUUCAGACGAGCUUCCCAACACGCUGGAGGAGGCCGAGAGGCUCAUCAACCUACACGCAGCCCUCAAGGAGGAGAUCGGCCGCUACGAAGAAGACUACGAGCGCCUGCAGAGCGCGAAUGAGAUCCUGGAGUCGGAGGACUCGCCGCUGCCUCGUGCUGCACUGCAACAGUGGCUGCACAAGCUGGAUGUGGGAUGGAGCAAGCUCCUAGAGAUGUGGGAGAGCCGUCGGGAUGUGCUGGUGCAGGCACACAUCUUCCAUCUGUUCCUAAGGGAUGUGAAGCAGGCUGAGGCCUUUCUCAACAACCAGGAGUCAGCCCUGGCCCACGUGGAGCUACCAACUACGGUGGAGACAGUGGAGGCUGCUAUUAAGAAGCAUAAGGAGUUCACCACCACCAUGGAGCUGAACCUGCACCGAAUCAAGGCUGUCAUAGAGGCAGGAGAAAGCCUGAUUAGUCAGAGCAACAUCUACUCGGAGCGCAUCCGAGAGCGGGUGGACCUGCUCACUACCAGAGGGAAUGAGAACCGGGAACUGGCCCAGCAGUGGCUCCGGAAACUGAACGAACAGUGGGAGCUGCAGAGGUUCCUGCAGGACUGCCACGAGCUGGGUGACUGGGUGGCAGAGAAGAUGCUAAUGGCUCGGGAUACGUCUCGCGAUGAGGCACAGAAACUGCACAAGAAAUGGCUGAAGCACCAGGCUUUCAUGGCAGAACUCGCACAGAAUAAGGAGUGGCUCGACAAAAUUGAGAAGGAGGGCCAGAAGCUGAUGCAGGAGAAGCCAGAGCUGGGUGCAGCUGUCCGGCAGAAACUGAGUGAGAUCCGCGAGUGCUGGCAGGACUUGGAGAGCACCACUCAGGCCAAGGCCAGGCAGCUGUUCCAGGCCAACCAGGCCAACCUGGUGGUCCAGAGCUACACCAGCCUGGACCAACGGCUGCAGCAGCUCGAGGGUCAGCUGGCACAUGCCGACUAUGGCCAGGACCUCACCUCCGUCAACAAGCAGCUGAAGAAUCUACAGAUGAUGGAGAGUCAGGUGGAGGAGUGGUGUAAGGAGGUGGGAGAGCUUCAAGCCCAGACCUCCUCCAUCUCUCAGCAAGUCCAGAUUAUGGAUGUGGUGUCCGAGCAACAGGCUGCUGUGGAAACGCGUAUUGUGCGGCUCAUCGAGCCUCUUAAGGAGAGACGACGUAUCCUGCUUGCCUCUAAAGAGGUGCACCAAGUGGGCCGAGACCUAGAGGAUGAAAUUUUGUGGGUGCAAGAGCGCCUCCCCAUGGCCACAUCACAGGAACAUGGAACCAGUUUACAGGCUGUGCAGCAGCUCAUGAAAAAAAAUCAGGGCCUACAGAGGGAGCUGGAGAGUCACCGCGGGCGGGUGGAGGAUGUGUUGGAGCGGGCAGGGGUGAUCGCCUCCAUCCGCAGCCCCGAGGCCGACUGUGUGAGGGCAUGCAUGGAGCAGCUGGAGGGGCUGUGGGGGGUGCUGUGGACUGAGACAGAGCACCGGCAGCUGACCCUGGAUGCCAUGUACCAGGCCCACCAGUACUACUUCGACAUCACCGAGGUUGAGGCCUGGCUCAGUGAACAAGAGCUGCACAUGAUGAAUGAGGAGAAAGGAAAGGAUGAGGCCAGUACACUCCAGCUACUGAAGAAACACCUGGUACUGGAGCAGACCAUAGAGGACUACGCAGAGACCAUCGGCCUCCUCUCCCAGCAGUGCAGACAGCUACUGGAGCUCGGCCACCCAGAGAGUGAGCAGAUCAGUAAACGCCAGUCCCAGAUUGACCGGCUAUACGUGUCUCUGAAGGACCUGGUGGAGGAGAGGAAGUGUCAACUUGAGCAGCAGUACUGGCUCUACCAGCUCAACCGGGAAGUCGAUGAGCUCGAACAGUGGAUCGCCGAGAGAGAGGUCACGGCCAGCUCCACAGAGCUGGGCCAAGACUUUGAGCAUGUGACGGUCCUGCAGGAUAAGUUCACUGAGUUCACCUCAGAGACAGGUCGCCUCGGUCAGGAGAGAGUGACGGCUGUCAAUCAGAUGGUGGACGAGCUGAUUGACUAUGGACACGCAGACGCGGCCACCAUUGCCGAGUGGAAAGAUGCCGUGAAUGAGGCGUGGGCUGACCUGCUGGAGCUGAUGGAGACCAGGGGUCAGAUGCUCGCAGCUUCCCACCAGCUGCACAAAUUCUUCUCUGAUUGCCGAGAGGUGCUAGUGCACAUAGGGGACAAACAGCAGAGGCUGCCCGAAGUGCGUGCCCGCCAGGAUGGCUCCACUAACACCAGCACCCUGCAGAGACUCAUGAACACCUUUGAACAUGACAUCCAGCUGCUGGUUGGCCAGGUAAGACAGUUACAGGAGAGUGCUGCGCAACUCCGAACAGUCUAUGCUGGAGAGAAGGCCGAAGCCAUCAGCAUUCGGGAACAAGAAGUGAUGCAAGCAUGGAAAGAGCUGCUAAUUUCUUGUGAGGAGUGCCGUGUACAGAUCACUACAGCAACAGACAAACUACGCUUUUUCGGUGUGGUCCGAGACCAGUUGAUGUGGAUGGACAGCAUCAUCUGCCAGAUAGGAACUGGAGAGAAGCCCAGGGACGUGUCCUCCGUGGAGGUCCUCAUGAAUUACCACCAGAAUUUGAAGAGUGAGGUGGAGGCUCGCCAGAAGAGCAUGCAGCAGUGUAUCGAGAUGGGCAAGACCCUGCUCGCCGCACGCAACCCCGCCUCUGAGGAGAUCAAAGAGAAAUUGGAGAAGGUACUGAGCAAGCAGAGAGAACUCACAGAGAAAUGGGACAAACAUUGGGAGGAGCUACAGCACAUGUUGGAGGUACAUCAGUUUGCCCAGGAGGCCAUGGUAGCUGAGGCAUGGCUCACAGCGCAGGAACCAUUCCUGAGUAGUAAGGAACUAGGCGCCAGUGUGGAUGAGGUGGAGCAGCUGAUUCGGCGUCACGAGGCUUUCCGCAAAGCAGCUGCCACCUGGGAGGAGAGGUUCAGCUCUCUCCGACGCCUUACCACGGUGGAGAAAAUAAAGGCAGAGCAGAGUAAACUCCCCCCGACUCCUCUUCUGGGUCGCAAAGUUUUCCUGGACCCCCAGGACUCGUCUCCAGGCCGGAGCAGCCCCUCCUCACUUCUCCGGCAGGCCGUCUAUGAGCAUGGCGAGCCUCGGGUGGAGCGCAUCACCGCUUACCCCUCUCCCUCAUCAGUAGCUCGCAGACUUGGCUCCACUGUGGCCAACUACACACCCAUCAUGAACGGAGCAGCUACCUACCGCAUCCAGGAAGCCAGGAAUGCAGGCGUGCUGGGUGUGGCUGCUGGUCUUGGCAUGCCUGUGGAGCUGAAAGUCACUCAACUCUGCCCCACGCUGGAGAGGGAGUGGGACAGGCAGCAGGAGAAUGUGAUGGCAGAGGUGGUGCUCCAGGAGCCAGGUGGAGGCAGGAAGAGGCUGAACAGUGGCCCAGGGGGAAGUGGCAGCAGCCGGUCUGAACUGCAGGUAGAGCAGCAUCCACCUCCGAGGGAGACACGGCUUGAGCGACAGCUCUCCAACGAUCAACUGAUCCAGGCAAGGAGAGACGAACUCCCCCAGGAGGUGUGGCGGGAGAGGGCGGAGCGUGAGAGGCGUCUGGAGAGGCAGACGUCCAGUGAACAAGAGGGUCCUGCCCAUGGACAUGAACCUCGGCACAGGGACAGACACCGGCUAGAGAGGCAGGAGAGCAGUGAACAUGAGACAGGCAGGGACCACUCAGACAGACGCUCCGGAGGAGGAGAGAAAAGGUCUACUUUAGCUGAUAUUGUGGAGCAGCUUCAAGAGAGAGAAGCUGCACAGGCCCGUGGGGAAAUCCCCCGUCUCCCAAACGGCUUUCCUGAGAAGUCUUCACGACCAGACCGUCCGCGGGCUCGAGAUCGACCCAAACCACGGAGAAGACCGCGGCCCAAGGAGGGGAUGGUGGUGGAAACGCGGCGGUCUCGCUCGGCGCCAGCUCAGAGCAGCCCAACAGCACCCCAGCCACCUACCCACACUGCCCAGCAUGAGGGGUUCCUCUUCCGAAAGCUGGAUAUCGAGAGCCAGAAGAAGAGUUCCAACAGCAGGUCUUGGGUGAACUUGUACUGCGUGUUGACGAAGGGAGAGCUCGCUUUCUACAAGGACUCCAAGAACACCACCACAUCUUACAACAACGAGCCAAUCAUUAACCUUAGCAGCUGUUCGUGCGACAUCACCAACGGAUACAAGAAGAAGAAAAACGUCUUCACGCUCAAAACUAAAGAUGGGAACGAAUUUCUCUUCCAUGCUAAAGAUGAGGAUGAUCUGAAGGCCUGGAUAACCAGUAUCAACACAAGUAUCUGUGAGCAUGAGGAGAUGGCCAAAUGGGGGCAGUCUCAUCCUACUACCUCAUCCACAGACGAGGGCACACGGCGGGAUGGUAGCAGGGCCGGGGCCUCAGAGAGGGGCGAGAGGUCGGACCGAGCCGACCGGGGCUCUGAGCGCUCUGACAAAGGGGAAAAACCAGAGAAAAAGACUGGGAAGAAGAAAUGAGGGUCCACUCCACCCCCUAGCCAUUGGACACAGGAAUCAGGAUCUGAGUCAGGGAGCCGGACAUGACAAGACUGUGCUGGCAGUACGGAGAAAUAGAGACAUCACUGUGCUCUUGUCUGUCAAGCUUUCCACUGAAGGGAGGACUCAGCCAGUACUGGCUUUGAGUGGAACUGUCCUGAGGCAGAAUGCCCCCCUAGUGGCUGCUGGUCACCACCACAAUAAGCAGCCCUGUAAGGGCCAAAGAGUAGAAGGCAGAGGUAAAAUGAAAAUAGUUCUGAGAGAGGUUACAAUGAAGUAGCUCAUGAUAUUUAUUUUUUAAUUUGUUUGUUGAAAGAUGAAUCCUAUAUGUGUAACUGUCUAUUUGUAUAUUGUGUGUCUUGACAUCUAACCUGUUUGAUUAAAUGCUGAAAAAGAAUGGAAAUAUGCCAGAAUUUUUCUCAAGAUUUUUCUCAAGUUUUUCUUUUAGCAAGCAUGUUGGUCUGUUUUUGUUUUUUGCUUUUUUUCUAGUUAAUUUGCUCUUUUAUACAAUCCAUUUUUUAUUGUUGUUUAUUUAUUGGUUCUUCCAAAUCUCAAAUACUUUUCUCAACACUUUGUAAACCACAAUAUGGCUGAUCGUACAGUAUUGUCCAGCAUGCCUUUUGGGGUAAACUCCAGAUCUGUUCAAAAUAAGCGGAAUAACGUUAAUAGGGUGUGUAUUGUCUGAAAUCUGGUUUCUAUGGAAGCUUCCUUAUUUUGGAGAAUAACCCAUAGCAUUGAUAUAUGUGCAUUUCCUUUUGCAAUGGAAUGGAAAAGUGACAAAAUUAUUUGGACAGCCCAUAUUUCCUGUUUCAGUGUUAGCGGGGGAUACCAAAUUUUCAUCUGUAUCUACUUAAAGUUGUUUGAAACAUAAAAAUGAGUCAUAUUGUGUGUUCAAAGACAGAAAAACAAGGCAUGUGUGUGUGCUUACAUCUUGCAGGUAAUGAUAACUCAGGCAUGUCAUUUCCCCUUGUCUUCCUUAUAUUACACUAAUGAGUCCAACUGCUCCUUAACUGCAUCUUAACUUUUGUGUGAAAUGUGCAUAUACAUUUUUAUAAGUUAAAUAACAGUUGCAGUAUCCAACCACUGCAUGAAUAAAUUAUUUUGUAGUAAGUGCUUCUCCUGUGCUUCUACUUUCAGUUUGGUCAUUUUGUUUCAUCUUUUUAGUUGAUAAUGGUGUGAGAUAACAGUGAUGGCUCUGUGGUAUCAAUUGUGCAUCUUGUUUCAUUAGAACUGCAGCGAGGGAGCGGGAUUUUUGCUCAGAAUUGUAAGCUGCAGGUGGGAGGGAGUGGUUUCCAGCUCUUGGGCUCUGCAAAUGUUUCUGUUUUUUUCUGUUCUGACAACAUGACCCAGAUCACAAAGGGCUUGGUAAUUGAAGAGUUAAAUUGGGCUAUCUGAUCAGCUCAAAUGCAAAAAUGUGCAGACCAUGGGGACCCUAAGACUGGGAUUGUGGGAUUGGGAACCUCAAAUAUAACUGGAGAUAUAUUAAAGGAACGUAGUAUAUUACAUGGCUUUCAGACAUAUGUAAUGCAGGGAUUUCAUAUCACAUACGAUAUGUUUACUGUUCAGAUUUUUUUUGUGCAUUAAUAUACAUGUGAAUGACAAACCACUGUAGACAUUAUUGCAUGGUAGGUUAGACUGCAAUGAUGACUUUUUUAUGUGCUAAACAACUCUCAGUCUCUUCUAUUGUGAGGAAAUAUAACUAUAAAAUUAUAAUUUUCUCUCGUUUUGCCCUGUGGCUGGUAACCAGCCCUGGAGCCAAAAGCGUGAGUUACUGCUCCACCCUGGCUAAUUUGUAGGGGGUAGUACAUCAUGUACCAAACCUAAGCCUCAUGCAUCAUCUAGUUGAUAACAUUAUUUACAUAUUUUACAUUCGAAUUUGAAUUGAAAUGUUUACAUUAAUGUGUUUAUCAUAUAAAAUAUU
Electrophorus electricus (electric eel) is the source of this 10064-nucleotide messenger RNA. It is a transcript of the gene sptbn4b, whose product is annotated as spectrin, beta, non-erythrocytic 4b. Gene Ontology annotation, cellular component: spectrin. The record is from RefSeq and is a predicted model, not a curated record. Lineage: Eukaryota; Metazoa; Chordata; Actinopteri; Gymnotiformes; Gymnotidae. Gene Ontology annotation, molecular function: phospholipid binding; actin binding; structural constituent of cytoskeleton.